Messenger RNA from Sorghum bicolor (sorghum), 2152 nucleotides. RefSeq lists its product as uncharacterized. Gene Ontology annotation, biological process: proteasome assembly. Gene Ontology annotation, cellular component: cytosol. The record is from RefSeq and is a predicted model, not a curated record. Bases 224 to 1849 code for a protein of 541 amino acids. The transcript is spliced from 17 exons. Lineage: Eukaryota; Viridiplantae; Streptophyta; Magnoliopsida; Poales; Poaceae.
CCUGCCCACGCGGCAAGCAGCAGAAGCCUUGGCUCCUGCCCAUCAUCUUGCAGACUCGCUGGUGACUCGACUAGAGCGGCGUGGUCUUGUUGGUCUCAUUCCUAGAUUUUCCUAGGCACUAGGCAGGCUUUCUCCUUCCCCAAGCCAAAACCCCAGAGGCGAGAGAGAGAGAGAGAGAGAGAGAGAGAGGGGCGAGGAGAAGCGCGGCGGAGAACAGCACCGGAUGGAGCCCUCGCCAGCGGCGGGAGAGCUGGGCGCGAUGCUUCGGGCGGCCGCUGACUUCGCGUCCUACCCAGGGUUGCAUAGUGAUGAUACUGUGAGGCAGUUCCUGGAACGAUGUCCUCUGCCUAAGCUCUUAGGUGCAUUGCAGAGUGAAGCAGAUGUACCUGGGAUGGUUGAAACUGUCACAGAGUGUUUAGACAAAAUAUUUUCCUCAAGAUAUGGAGCGUCACUUCUGCCAAGCUACGGUGCAUUUAUUCAAGCUGGAUUGCUCACAGACUCGAAGCAAAUCAGAAAAUUAGCCUGCAAAGCUGUACUCCAUCUUCUUGACAAGGCUGAAGAUGGUGCUGCUGUGGAGACAGUUGUGCAGCACAAUCUGUUUCCUCUUAUGAUCAAUUGCUUGAUUGAGGGAGAUGAAGAGAUUUCAGCAAUCAUUUUGGACACUGUAAAGCGUUUAGCACAAAUUCCUAAAGGAGCCGAAGUCAUAUUCCCACCAGAUGGUCAAGGAUCUGUCCAACUUGGUAAAGUGGCGGCUCAGUCAUCCUCAUUGCCACGGAUUCGUAUUCUAUCUUUAAUAGCCAAGCUCUUCACUGUUUCAAGUUAUACUGCUUCUGCCAUUCGUGAUACAAACCUUCUGAGCAUAUUUGAAGAGGAAAUAAAAGAUACAAGAGAUAUGCUUAAAACCCUCAGUGCGCUGGAGGUCUUAUAUGAGCUUGUUGAACACCCUCACAGCAACAUUUUCUUGCUGAAGACCAACUUGCUUCAACUCAUAGUUGAUAUCAUCAAUGAUUCAUCAGCUGAUUCUGUUAUACGGUCAAGGGCAGCAUUAAUUAGUGGGAGGCUUCUUUCUUCAGCUGAUGCUUUCACAGCAAUUGAUAAAUCCUUUUUCUUACAUGUGAAACUAGACAGACAUGUUAAUCAAGAUUUCCCCAUGUUAGGCGUUACCAAUCUGCUUGUAGCCAUAGACAAAAUUUUGAAGAUGGAAGAAAGCCAGAAUACUGAUGAAAUUGAGAGUGCAUUGGAGACCUUGGGUCUAAUUGGUACAACAAGUCAAGGAGCACAUUUCUUGCUGACAUCAUCAAAUGUUGCCAGACAUGUUGUCAAGUCAUCCUUUGACCGACAAGGCAGAGGUAGACAGCUGGCUGCUUUACAUGCCUUUGGGAGCAUAUGUGGUAUGGAUAGACAAGAAGACCAGAUGAAACUUGAUGACGAAGCCGAAGGAAACUUGAAGCGCUUGGUCUAUACAACUGCAGCAAACAGUCCAAAAUUAACCCCUUCAGCUGCUCUUCUGUCAAUUCUGCAACAAGACCCGGACAUUAGGAUAGCUGGUUACAGAGUAAUAUCAGGACUGGUCAUCCGGGAAUGGUGCUUAAGGGAGGUUUGCUUAAAUUCAGAGAUAAUCAGAUUUGUUACAGACCCAACAAUGGAGACAACAAAACUUGGCAUGGAAGCCCGGUAUAACUGCUGUGUGGCAAUUAACAAGGCCCUAUCAUCAUCCCAUCUUCUGCAUGAAGCAAGUCUUUCUGGACUCAUUGGGAAGUUGAAUGAUGCCGUGAAACGGGGCCCUUACCUUUCUGAAAGGAAGCGUGUGGAGGCACGGCCGGUUGUUGAUACUGCAGAGAGGUUUUAAGCUAGCCAGAGGUUUUAAGCUAGCCUUGAGCCUUCACCCAAAGUAAACGAUGACUCUCACAGCGUAGUUAGGAGGUAACUGGGCGUGCCCUGCGUCUCAUGCUGUUGGCUUAUGAAUAUCAGACAUACAUAUGGUGUACUUGGAUGAUGGGGAGGACAAUGUGUACUUGAGCUCAUACCGUUUCUUCUGGUUUGCUUUGUGGAUGUCUGAUGCAGCCCAUACCUGCAAAACAAACUCAUCGGUUGCAGGACCAUGCCAAAUUUUGGGGGAAAUAACAGAUGCAACCAGAACUAUUUUCUCUCA